AUGGAAGUUUGUCAAUUGUCCCUCUCUGAGCGACACGACACGACCCGCAGGCCAGACACGCACCGGUUUGAGUUCGUAAUUAACAAUACCGGAUUAAUUUUGCCCAUAGACCAUUCAUUGCCGUUACCACCAUGUUCAGAGUGUGAAAAUGCAUUCAAAGCCAUCACACUGCGCCACAGGUCACAAAGAUCUAGCAAUAAUCGCGGUAACACCACCACGCUGCGAAAUCGUGCCAUUCAUGUAAGGACUGAGUUUGCAAGUCUUGGGCUGAAACUGAUGAAGCAGUCAAAAGCGAGAAACACGACGAAGACACAGCGUCAAAUUAGCCUCGAACACGCCUUUCCUCUUUGGGACCGCCGCGGGGCGGGGGAACCUUGGGAUCUCAGCCGCAUGUCAAACUUCCACAUCACGUGGAGGCAAGGCGGCAGACUGGAGCAUGGCCUUGCAACCAAUCAGAAUGCAGAGUCGCUUAAGCUCCUUGGCCUCUGCCCAAUCAGGAAUAGACCACAACCGAUGGCGCUUCUCAAAGCCACCACAAAACCUGUCGGAUGCUCGAUGAAAACUCCGGCGAGACAAUUCGAUUGGAACCUGAAAUGGGAGACCCAAUAUAUAUUUAGAAACUUCCGCAGCGCUGCUGUAAUUUGA
Molecule: messenger RNA, 645 nt
Organism: Paracoccidioides lutzii Pb01
Exons: 3
Coding region: 1-645 (214 amino acids)
Source: RefSeq, a predicted model, not a curated record